This is a messenger RNA of Cheilinus undulatus (humphead wrasse), 4552 nucleotides long. RefSeq names its product receptor-type tyrosine-protein phosphatase H-like. Gene Ontology annotation, biological process: protein dephosphorylation. The transcript is spliced from 21 exons. The record is from RefSeq and is a predicted model, not a curated record. Gene Ontology annotation, molecular function: protein binding; protein tyrosine phosphatase activity. Bases 250 to 3777 code for a protein of 1175 amino acids. NCBI's taxonomy places the organism in Eukaryota, Metazoa, Chordata, Actinopteri, Labriformes, Labridae.
AUAUACUAAGGCACUUGCUAAUAUGAGAAAGGAGCAGAGGUUACAGAGGGAGGACAUGGUGAAGAAUUAAAAGUCAACACCAUUGGAAUAAAGUUAAUAUUGGACUGCGUCAGCCCAGGCAUGAAGACCUUUUUUCUAAGGCUUAAGUGUUGUUAUUUGUCAACACAGCAGUGGAAGUUCUGAAAAUAGACACUUGAAGUUCAUCUUGGGACUAAAACAAAGUGAAAAAGUUGACGGUACUUGAUCAAAAUGACAAAGGCUUUAUCUUUUAUCUCAGACAAGUGGUUGCUGUACGUCUUCUUGUAUCUGCUUUGGCGUGUUGUGGAUUCCAAUACAACAUUGACACCAGACUUAAUGCCAAGAUCAGAAGCAAAAUCUGCAACAACAAAGCCACCAACAACACCAACAAAUCUGCCUGGUAAUGUCGGGAAUGUUAAUGUGACGGCUCGAACUGAGAGCAGUAUAACUCUGACAUGGAACAAAGUCAACAACAUCCCAACAUAUUACAUUCAAUAUGGAGACAAAGACAUUCCCAUCGAUGUAGAAAGUGGAAAUACUGUUUCGUAUGAGGCCACUCCUCUAACAGCUGGGACAUGGUAUACUUUCACUGUCAUCACUAUGUUCAAUGGACUCAACAGCACUGGAAAAACAGUUGAAGCUUCCACAUUGCCUGGUAAUGUCAGAAAUAUUGACGCGACGGCUCGAACUGAGAGCAGUAUAACUCUGACAUGGAACAAAGUCAACAACAUCCCAACAUAUUACAUUCAAUAUGGAGACAAAGACAUUCCCAUCGAUGUAGAAAGUGGAAAUACUGUUUCGUAUGAGGCCACUCCUCUAACAGCUGGGACAUGGUAUACUUUCACUGUCAUCACUAUGUUCAAUGGACUCAACAGCACUGGAAAAACAGUUGAAGCUUCCACAUUGCCUGGUAAUGUCAGAAAUAUUGACGCGACGGCUCGAACUGAGAGCAGUAUAACUCUGACAUGGAACAAAGUCAACAACAUCCCAACAUAUUACAUUCAAUAUGGAGACAAAGACAUUCCCAUCAGUGUAGAAAGUGGAAAUACUGUUUCGUAUGAGGCCACUCCUCUAACAGCUGGGACAAGGUAUACUUUCACUGUCAUCACUACGUACAAUGAACUCAACAGCACUGGAAAAACAUUUGAAGCUUCCACAUGGCCUCGCAAUGCAGAGAACUUGAUGGCUGUUGAUCAAAAUAAGACAAGUAUAACUCUACAGUGGAACAGAGUGGAAAACAGCCAAUACAUACUUAAACAUCAGUAUGAUGCAGAAGGAAUAGUCUUUGAUGUACCAGAAGUGGAAACUGUAGUGAGAAGGACAGUCAAUGAUCUGAAAAAUACAACUGAGUACAGAUUCACUCUCUUCACUGUGUUUGGAAGUGACAGAAGCAGUGGAGCAAAUCUCACUGCAUAUACAGCUCCUCCUAACCCAGUCCGCUUUGAAUCAGUUGGACAAAAUGAGACCAGCAUCACUCUGCAGUGGACUCAAGUUAAUAACAUCCUCAGUUAUAAACUUAGGAACGGUCCAAGCUUGAUAAACAUCUCUGCAUCAGAGGGGAAUCAAGUGACAAUCUCAGGCCUCACAAACACAACUGAAUACAACUUCACUCUUUACUCUGUGUUUGAAAAUGUCACAAGCAGCGGAGUGGACAUCACUGCAGCCACUGCUCCCCCUAACACAGACAGAUUUAAUUCAGCUGGUCAGACUGAGACCAGCAUCACUCUGCAGUGGGCAAAAGUUGGUGUCAUCCUCGAUUAUGUACUUGUGUAUAAUGGAGUAGAGAUGGAGGUCCGUGCAUCAGAAGAAAAUGACUCAGUGGUAGCACCAGUCUCUGGACUUGAGAGCGGGACUAAAUACAGUUUCAGUGUCUUUGCUGUGUUUAAAACCAUCAACAGCAGUGGACGGAGCCACCUUGCAGCCACUGAGCCCUCAAAGGUGGCUUUGGUCAGUGUGACUGAACGCUCUGUGCACAGUCUUACCCUGAUGUGGCCGAAUGCAAAGGAAGACUGGGAUUAUAUUCUUCAAAUAAAUGAGAAAGAGGUUCGAGUACCUGGAUCUAAAGAUGUGGUGACACACCCAAUCUCCGGUCUCAAGGCUGGAACAAGGUAUACGUUUACUGUGACCACGGAGUUCUUUGAACUCACCAGCAACGCCUAUGAAGACUUCACAGUAACAAAGAUAGACUGUGAAAGUGUACCCUGGCAUACUACAACCUCAUCCAUCACAGGAACAUUCGAUGGCUUGGUCUCAUAUGGAACAGCAUCUAAUGGAUCACAUACUCACAAUGUCAGUAUUGAGGGACAAGAGGUGUCAGUUUCUGGCCUUUACCCUGGAGCUACCUAUGAGAUUUUUCUGACAUAUGAGGAGGAAACCAGAAGUUUUGACCAGUGCAAGCACAAUCAGACCAUCAAUCCUCUACCUUUGGAUGCUCAGUGUAAAUAUGUAGCAUCUGGAUAUUCAAUACAUAUUGCCUGGGACACACCAGCUGGUAUUUGGACAGCAGUGGAGGUGAUCACACCGAAAUCAACUCAAAUUGUGGAUGCUAAAGAGAGACAUGUUGAAAUAGCCGGAUUUCAACCAGCAAAAACGUACAAAGUGUCUUUGGUGACAAUAUCAGAGAACAAGAAAUCUCAACCAUUUGUUUUUUCAUGUGCUACUGAUCCAAGAGGGGUUAUUGCAGGGUCAGUAAUAGGAGUGCUCAUUUUUGUUGUUCUGGUUGGUCUGGCUGUCUUCAUUGUGCGACAAAGACCGGAUAUUAUCAGGAAUAAUAAUCCAUUCAUUGGUGGUUCCAAAGACAAGAAGAAAAAGUCCAAAGCUAUUCCUGCGGAAAGGUUUCCAGACCACUUUUACCAGUUAGGCAUGGAUGAGAGCAGAGGUUUCAGCCUGGAGUAUGAGAGCCUCAUGCCUGUUGGUACAGAGCAGACACACAAGGCAGCAAUUCUUCUUGAGAACAAACCAAGGAAUCGUUUCAACAACGUCCUGCCAUAUGACUGGUGUCGAGUGAAACUGUCAUCUUCAGAUGGGGCAUCUGACUACAUUAAUGCCAAUUACAUGCCUGGCUACAACAGCAGUAGAGAAUAUAUUGCCACUCAGGGUCCUCUCCCCUCCACUGUCAAUGAUUUCUGGAGGAUGAUCUGGGAGCAGAGAGUGAAAGGUAUCGUAAUGGUAACCAACUGCAAAGAGAGCGGAAAGACAAAGUGUGAACAGUAUUGGCCCGAAGACAGAAAUCCUCGCAUGUAUGGACAGCUGUCGGUCACCAUCACAUCUGAACAGAAGGAGCUUAAUUGGACUUUGAGGGAAUUUACAGUCAGACAUAACAACAGCUCAGAGGAGCGCAUGGUGAAACACUUUCACUUCACAGCCUGGCCAGAUCAUGGAGUCCCACAGGGCACAGAGGUCCUGAUCCAGUUCAGAGGACUGGUGAGACGGCACAUAGAGAGAGAAGGGACCGGAGCACCUACCGUAGUUCACUGCAGUGCUGGUGUUGGGAGGACAGGAACCAUCAUUGCUCUUGAUGUUCUGCUUCAGCAGCUUGAGAGAGAGCGGGCGGUGGGCAUCGACGCUUUUGUGCACAAGAUGAGGCUGAACCGACCACACAUGGUGCAAACAGAGUCGCAGUAUGUUUUCUUGCACCAAUGCAUCAUGGACAUCCUGCAGCAAAAUGAGAAGACUGAGGAGAACAUUUAUGAGAACGAGGACAUGUUUUAUGCCAACGCCACUGCACUCAGAGAGUUUCAGAAAAAUGGCAGAAUUUAACAAUGUUGUUUUCAAAUUUAACAGCAUGCACUAAAUUAAAAUAUGAUGCUUGAUUCUCAAAGCUAAGUUUGUUCAGAUGCUGUAAAUAUGAAAAUCAUUUAUGUUGUAUAUUUACUGUGAAUGCAUGAAACACUUUAGAUUUUAUUUAACUUAAAUUUUUGUUCCAAUUAGCUCUUUAAUGUGUAUUAUUAUUAUUAUUGCAUAGACUGUUUUAAUUCUGCUGAAAAAUUAAAACAUGUAGAAUGAAAAACUAUGAUCUCAAGCUGUAAAAUUAAUUAAAUAUUUUUAUUAACAAAAAUACUGACUGCUUCUUAAAAAAAGACGACAAAGAAAAUGUAAAACAAGUCUUCUAUCACGCAGCAUGAGCUUGCCAAAAACCGUGCACAGAUCAGAAGGGUUUAGAUUCCAGUGUUUGUCCUUAUGUUGAUGAUCCUCUUCACUAAAACAGACAUCACACCUGUUCUGUUUUCUCUCCUGUGAUUUCUUCCCUUGGUGGGGUUUUUCUUUUGGAGACUUGGAGGAAGUGAGUCUUAAUGACUUCCUGUCUGACUUUUAAUGCCUCUGAGUUGAUUUCCACUGAAUGCUGCUUGCUGGGAUGCUGGGGCUCAACUGUGCUGGUGCAAGGCGGCGGAGGCACUGAGAACUUUUUGGUGAUGUUGUGCAGGAUGCUGCAAGCCUUGAUAGUAUUUGACUUUUUGUCCAAAGAGUUUCCUUGUGUGAAAUCGAGCUGAUUCAAACAUUUAAAACGACUCUUCAUGGAACCGAGGGUUUUCCA